GUUAAUUUGCUUGCUCGGUUGCUCGGCCCUUGUGAUGGUACUUCCAACAUUGUACACUCUGCGUACGCUCCUGCUUCUAACUGCUGCAGUCCUUCUGUCGUACGCCGGCAAGCCUGCGAGCGGCAUGAGGAUAUCUGUAGUCACGGGAGCAAAUAAAGGGAUUGGUCUCGCCAUCGCCAAGAAGCUCGCGGGUGCCCCCGGGCACUUGUGCGUCCUGACCUCCCGCACGCCAGCCCUCGGCCAGAAGGCGGUGGACGACCUCAAGGAGGAGGGGCUGGAGUCGGUGGUCUACAAGCAGCUGGACAUCGGAGACCCGGCCUCCGUUGAGCGCUUCGCCUCGGAGUUGGAGCAGGAGUUCGGGAGGUGCGACGUCCUCGUCAACAACGCUGGGAUCGCCUUCAAGGGUUCAGAUCCAACCCCGUUCAAGGAUCAAGCGGAGCCGACGCUGAAGACGAACUUUUUCGACACCGCUGCGUUCACGGAGAAAAUGCUCCCGCUCGUGAGAAAGAGCGACGCCGGCCGAGUCGUUAACGUUGCCAGCAUGGCCGGCCACCUGUCCAUCCUGGGGAGUCAGGACCGAAGGAAUGCCUUCACCAACCCCGCUCUCACGAAGGAAAGGUUGUCUGCCAUGAUGGCGCAGUUCGUCGGCGACGUUAAGGCCGGCCGGCACCAGGGCGGCGGGUGGCCCAACACCUGCUACGGCAUGAGCAAGCUUGGCGUCAUCGCCUACACCAAGGUUGCUGCGAGAGUCGAGCGAGAGGCGGGCUCAACCGUGACAAUAAAUGCGUGCUGCCCAGGAUACUGCGACACCGACAUGACGUCGCACCGUGGAACGCUGACCCCCGAGGAGGGGGCCCGAACACCCUUCAUGCUCACGCAGAUGAAGAGCGUCGACGAGGGGGGGCUGACGGGGGAGUUCUUUCGCAAAGAGGCCCUGGCGGAGUGGUAAAAGAGAUCUGGCGGAGUGGUAUGUGUAGU
Messenger RNA from Ectocarpus siliculosus, 978 nucleotides. The record is from the annotation of a GenBank genome assembly. Lineage: Eukaryota; Phaeophyceae; Ectocarpales; Ectocarpaceae.